ACCAGCGCGGCAGUUUGAUGCCAGUAGACAUAUCUGUGCAGCAGAGUAAACUAGAUUUGUUGAGGAUGCCUAAACUCGAAGCUAUGGAUAUGUACUCGCAGAACAUGUGGGCCCAUGUAGAGGAGAACCCGAGCAAGAGGAGAUGUAUCGAGCAGGACACCAAGCUCCACCACAUGAUAGGUAAAGUGUCACCCGGAUCAGAGAAUAUUUCGCACUGCGACCAGGAAACAAAGGACACAAAAGUAACUCAGAAGAAGCGAGGAAUAUUCCCUAAGUCAGCAACCAACAUAAUGAAGGCAUGGCUGUUCCAACAUCUCACGCACCCGUAUCCGUCAGAAGACCAGAAAAGGGCCUUAGCACAGGACACCGGUCUCACUAUUCUUCAAGUUAACAACUGGUUCAUCAAUGCUCGAAGGAGAAUAGUCCAGCCAAUGAUCGACGCUUCCAACCGAACAGGAAAAGCUCCUGUCGUCACAGUCUUCAAAUCCCGUCGGAGGAAACCAAGUGGUGGAAUGAUCCAUUCUCCAGUGGGCCCGGGCAUCAGAGCUCCACCCCCACUCAACAUGAGUCCUAACAUGCCGCAGACUAUUGCUAUUAACCCAACCAUCAACAACAACUACUACGGAGACUUCGCUCUAAUCUCGGACCCACACUGUAUGACGGGAUCAGGACCGUACGUAGCUCCUCCCUGUACCACUACUGGUCCUCACUCCCCCUACUCCAACCAGUGCUACAGGAACAUGAGGACAUCUCCCUACUUCGGACAGAGUCCGAUGAUGUUCCCGACAAGUUCGAGCCCCUCCAACUUGACCCACCUCUCUCCGCCCCACCUACCCCCAAGUGCAGGACUCUCCCACCCCUCUUCCAUGUACAACUCCACCAGUCCUGGAUCCAUGAUGGCGACUAGUCAGAGCUACAUUCCAGACUUUACUCCCGUUAGCCUCGGUCUCACUUCAGGUCCGUCAGGCCUUCCAGCAGUGGAUACAACCGUCAGAUAGUUUCUCUACCACGUGACUUGAACCGUCACCAUAACGACCUUAUCUCGACAUUAUCUCUCGUGGUUACCAUGACGAUGUUAUAUAUCACGUGAUGAUG
Molecule: messenger RNA, 1095 nt
Organism: Bolinopsis microptera
Lineage: Eukaryota; Metazoa; Ctenophora; Tentaculata; Lobata; Bolinopsidae
Product: homeobox protein Meis2-like
Biological process (GO): positive regulation of transcription by RNA polymerase II; embryonic pattern specification; animal organ morphogenesis
Molecular function (GO): DNA-binding transcription activator activity, RNA polymerase II-specific; RNA polymerase II cis-regulatory region sequence-specific DNA binding
Source: RefSeq, a predicted model, not a curated record